UCGUGGAAUCGUGCCGGGGGCUCGGAGCACACGGGCAUAAGAACACCGUGUACGUACCGGGCUUGCGGAGCACCGGUCUGCGCACAGCCAUCCCGGCGCCGCUGUACGCACGCGCCCCGCAGCUCCUGGCUGACGCCGGCAUCAGCCUCCGCCGCAGGAAGCCACCGCACACCGCCAGCACCAUGCCCCGCAUAGAUGCAGACCUUAAACUCGACUUCAAGGAUGUUCUGCUGCGACCUAAGCGGAGCAGCCUCAAGAGCCGAGCCGAGGUGGAUCUUGAGCGAACCUUUACAUUUCGAAACUCAAAGCAGACCUACUCAGGGAUUCCCAUCAUUGUGGCCAACAUGGACACUGUGGGGACAUUUGAGAUGGCUGUGGUAAUGUCACAGCACGCCAUGUUUACAGCCGUUCACAAGCAUUACUCCUUGGAAGACUGGAGACGUUUUGCGGAGAACCACCCCGAGUGUCUGCAGCAUGUAGCUGUGAGCUCGGGCAGUGGGCAGAAUGAUCUGGAGAAGAUGAGCCGCAUCUUGGAAGCUGUGCCUCAGGUGAAGUUCAUCUGCCUGGAUGUGGCCAACGGGUAUUCGGAACACUUUGUGGAGUUUGUGAAACUGGUCCGAUCCAAAUUUCCUGAACACACCAUCAUGGCAGGAAACGUGGUGACAGGAGAGAUGGUGGAGGAGCUCAUUCUCUCUGGAGCAGAUAUCAUCAAAGUGGGAGUUGGACCGGGUUCUGUGUGCACUACCCGAACCAAGACAGGAGUGGGCUACCCCCAGCUGAGUGCCGUAAUAGAGUGCGCUGACUCUGCCCAUGGCCUCAAGGGGCACAUCAUCUCUGAUGGAGGCUGUACAUGUCCAGGAGAUGUCGCCAAAGCCUUUGGUGCCGGCGCAGACUUCGUCAUGCUGGGAGGCAUGUUUUCAGGCCACACCGAGUGUGCAGGAGAGGUGAUCGAGAGGAACGGGCAGAAGCUGAAACUCUUCUAUGGCAUGAGCUCUGACACAGCCAUGAAGAAACACGCGGGGGGAGUCGCUGAGUACAGGGCCUCUGAGGGCAAGACUGUGGAAGUGCCUUACAAAGGGGAUGUGGAAAACACAAUUCUGGAUAUCCUGGGAGGACUGCGGUCUACCUGUACCUAUGUAGGGGCUGCCAAACUCAAAGAGCUCAGCAGGAGGGCGACGUUCAUCCGGGUGACCCAGCAGCACAACACAGUGUUCGGCUAACCUCAGGGAUGCAGAGAUGUUGAGCUGAGUGGAAACCACUUCCCACCAUGCUUCUCCCGUCCUCCUUUUGUCUGUCCCAGUGGGCUGGCUGCGCUGCUGCAUGGUGGAACAGUGCCACCGCUGAUGCUGACAUCGAGUCCUUGUCCCGAUCUUGCACCCAGAGGCCUUGGGGCUUGCCCUGGUGCGUGUGUGGAGCCCAGAAGCAGGGUGCUUGUGGGGCCCUGGGCCAGCAUCUAGAACUCAUUGCCUCCUCGUUUCAACCAACCUUUGUACCCUUAUCCUUCCACCUUUGCUUUCUUUCUAAAGGACAAUUGUUUCACUUUUAAUAGAAUGCUGUGGUCUUGAUUGA
Molecule: messenger RNA, 1569 nt
Organism: Microtus oregoni (creeping vole)
Lineage: Eukaryota; Metazoa; Chordata; Mammalia; Rodentia; Cricetidae
Gene: Gmpr
Product: guanosine monophosphate reductase
Exons: 9
Coding region: 183-1220 (345 amino acids)
Biological process (GO): nucleotide metabolic process
Cellular component (GO): GMP reductase complex
Molecular function (GO): GMP reductase activity
Source: RefSeq, a predicted model, not a curated record